This is a messenger RNA of Betta splendens (Siamese fighting fish), 3235 nucleotides long. RefSeq names its product ceramide synthase 2b (gene cers2b). The record is from RefSeq and is a predicted model, not a curated record. The transcript is spliced from 11 exons. Gene Ontology annotation, cellular component: membrane. Gene Ontology annotation, biological process: ceramide biosynthetic process. The coding region runs from base 478 to 1635 and encodes 385 amino acids. NCBI's taxonomy places the organism in Eukaryota, Metazoa, Chordata, Actinopteri, Anabantiformes, Osphronemidae. Gene Ontology annotation, molecular function: sphingosine N-acyltransferase activity; DNA binding.
CUCCUCACAGUCCGCUCUCCUGCCGGCCCGACCUCCGCCUUGCCCCGCACGGACACCCACUCAUCCGACCCCGCCAACCGCUGGGACGCACGACGGGGGGAGAAUCUAGCUGGGUCAGGACGAGACGGAGAGACGGAGAAGCGUUGGAUGGGGGGGCAUUAACAGCCGCUCGCGUUACUGCAGCAUCUAACACACUGGCCAUCGUAGCUACUUUUUCUAUUUACCUCACAUUAAUUUAACACGUGUCUUCACAAAAAAAACAAGUUUGGAGUCGGACGAGAGAUUUGAGAACCAGGCCGAAAACGAAAAGCAAACUGCGCCUUCUGAGCUCAAGCAACGGGCUGGGCACGCUUCACGGGACCGUUAGGUGUUUAGCUAGCUAGCUAGGUCCCCGUGGACUCCGUGGAAGAAGGCACGCUCAUCUUUUUUAGUAAAAAGCCACAGCUUGGUCGUCACCGCGAGGGAAAAAUACCAAAAAUGCUGUCGGUGCUAAGUGAGUGGUUCUGGCAGGAGCGGCUGUGGUUUCCAAAGGGCCUGGGCUGGGCCGACUUAGAGGACCGGGAUGGACGAGUAUAUGCUAAAGCCCGCGACUUGUGGGUUGCGCUUCCCUUUGCCCUUGUAUUCCUCAUUAUCCGUCAGAUCUUUGAAAGGGUGGUGGCUACACCUUUGGCAUCUCUACUCGGGGUUAAAGAGACAGUACGGCUCAAAGCCUCUCACAACCCCACACUGGAGUCCUACUACUGUAACAAUACCAAAAACCCCACACAGACUUCAAUAACGAGUCUUUGUGAGCAAACUGGCUAUUCAGAGAGACAGGUGCAGCGAUGGUUCAGGCGACGAAGGAAUCAGGAUAGGCCAAGUUUGCUCAAAAAAUUUCGAGAGGCCAGUUGGAGAUUUACCUUUUACCUUCUUGCUUUCAUUGCUGGCCUGGGCGCCCUCAUCGAUAAACCUUGGCUGUAUGACCUGAAGGAGAUGUGGGAAGGCUUUCCUGUACUGACUAUCCUGCCAUCUCAGUAUUGGUACUACAUGAUUGAGCUGGGUUUCUAUGGUUCUCUGCUCUUCAGUGUGGCAUCUGAUGUCAAACGCAAAGACUUUAGGGAGCAGAUUGUGCAUCAUGUAGCGACCAUCCUGCUCAUCAGCUUCUCCUGGUGUGUUAACUAUAUUCGUGCUGGAACUCUCAUCAUGCUGGUGCAUGACUCCUCUGAUUACCUCCUUGAGUCUGCGAAGAUGUUCAACUACGCUGGGUGGCGAAACGCCUGUAACUACAUUUUUAUUGUAUUUGCUGCAGUGUUCAUCGUCACUCGUCUAGUCAUCUUUCCCUUCUGGAUUAUUUACUGUACGUGGGUCUAUCCAGUCACCAUCUAUGAACCUUUCUUUGGCUAUUACUUCUUUAAUGGACUUUUGAUGACACUCCAGUGUCUACAUAUCUUCUGGGCUAUCCUGAUCAUUCGCAUUGCACUCCGCUUCCUCACCAAUAAUGAGAAAGUGGACGAUGACAGGAGUGACAAGGAUGAAACAGAUGAGUCCGAAGAAAAGGAAGACGAGGAGACAGAGGAUAAAAAGGAGAUGAGGAAAAAUGGACCGGUGCUGAAUGGUCACACAGUCCACAACAACAACCACAGCAAGACAGAGUGAAAGCAAACAAGUGUGUGGCCAAAGGAAUGUCAGAAAGACUCAUGUCCCUCAGCAGGAGACCCGGAGAGAGGGAUGUAAAGUGAGAGAAAGAAGAAAGGAUGUGAGUUGGGAAGGUGUUAGGACCCAAUUCCCUUGAACGAAGAACAGCAGUUAUCCUGAAGAAAAUUGAAAUUGUUCAUUUUGUACAACACACUCGCUCACAUUCAUUCAUACUUUAGAGGGCACAGAAGUCCAGCAGACUAUAUACACUACAAUAAAUAGCAUAGCCUGUGUGAGAAGUAAUGUGUAAUGUCCCAAAUUUUCAAAAGUUACAGGGAAGAAAAUGGAGAGGAGCACUGUGUGAAGAGAACACAGGAGGGAGCUCCUACUUUAGCUUUCUUGUUCUAACUGUGUGCCUUAGAGCCAAGCAAUGGCUGCUUUAAUCUUCCUUUGCUUUAUUUCAUUUUACCUUUGUAUUGUCUAAAUACAAAAACAAAAGAGUCAGGAAAAGUUUACUUGAGAUAAUUGGGCAUUUACUUCCCUGAUCUUGUGUCUUUGAUGACCAAGUGUUUAUUCAGCUAAUGCAAUGUCUUUGCACAAACAUAGUGUCUCUUAUAAAGUAACAACAUGCAGCAGGACUUUCCUAUGUGCCCUGUGCCAUUUAUAGAGUAUAAGCCUUAAGAGUUAAGGAGUAAAAUGUAGUUUUAAUUUCCAAAAAUAAGCUAUAUGAAUAACUGUCCAGUUCUUGAUCCAGAACAUGUACAGCCGCUGCUUCUCGGUGUACAGUUCUCAGUUCUGUGCAGCCACCUAUAGCCAUAAAUUAGUGCUCAUCACAAAUCCUGCAACAGGAAUCACAGCUUCGCGCCAGGUUUGAUGGAGCUGAAUGUUUUUUGUUUUUUUUGUCUGGUUCCGUUGAAUCACAUUGAUGAUGCAAACUGAAUGCUCUCAGUAAAAUCACUGCGAACAUUGAUUGCUCUCUCCUCCCACUUCUAGAAUAAAAUGGAGCAGAGUAAUCGCUUCCAGGUUUUAAAAUGUUUGCCAGAUUUCACUGCCUAGUAGCCAAGGUUAUGUUUGUUAGCCAGAGUGAGAACGUUGGUGUUUAUCUGAGUGGAUGAGUCCAUGUAUGAUUCUGCGUAUGAAACAAGUUUGUGCACAUGUUCUAUGAUGCAUUGUGAAAGAAGUCUGUUUUUAAGAGUUUCACUUUUGAGAUGAAUGAAGAAGUGAAUAAGUGAGUGUUACAGUUGCUAUGCUUUAAUGUUUUUUUGUAUGUCAAGUGCCUUAUUUGUAAUUCACGGUAGCUCUCUCCUGUCUUCAUGCUCUCUUUUUUUCUUUCCUGCCCACAUUGCAGAUAAACAUCUGAGACUAGAAGGUCCUUCCUUCUCAUCUCUCACAGUCCCUUCUUCAUUAAUUACCCUUGUUUUGAACGCACACUCAUUCCACCACCAUGUGUUUUUUUAACUAACUCAGACCAUCCAGCAACCUCUCUGCCCUGUUGAUACAGAUGGAACAGCUGUGUUAAAUACAGUAUUACUUUUUAUUUUGUUGUAUUUUCGUUUUCAUUUAAUGAUGCCUCAGUAUUGUUAUUGAUUAAAAAAGCAAAGAUCAUGAAUCACUACGACAA